CAAAAUACAACGUUAUUAGUUCUUUCCUCGUUUCUACUUUCUAGUAUCUGUGUGCACGUAAAAAACCUAGAGAAAAAAAACCAAAUGGAAGAAACAAUGAGGAGAUUCAAUGGUCUCGCCCAUUCCUCGGGCUUUAGUGUUCCCAAGAGAUGCGAUGGCCUCACCCUCUCGGCAACAACCGCUUCCGGAGCUGCCACCAGGGCCGCCGCCGCUGAUUCCGCCGGAGCACCAAAAAUAAAGUACCGGGGAGUGCGCCGGCGCCCGUGGGGACGCUACGCGGCUGAGAUCAGGGACCCUCUGUCCAAGGAGAGGAGGUGGCUGGGUACCUUUGACACCGCCGAGGAGGCCGCCUGCGCUUAUGACUGCGCCGCCAGAGCCAUGCGCGGGGCCAAGGCGAGGACAAACUUUGUGUACCCGCCGCCGCUGCCCUCCGGUUGCGCCAACGGGUUCAGUCUACCUCUCUGCUCCGGCCGCAGCAAGACCGCCUCUUCGUGCCAGCAGAUUUCUCUCAAGGAUUUGCCGUCCAAGCAGUUCUUUCAGUCCACUUUCUCAUCAAACGCGGCAUACAAUAACCUUUCGUCGACAAGGAAGAUGGUGAGCAAAUCUCUGAACUCUCUUCUUGGAAAUGAUUAUCUCAGCUCAUCAUCAACAGCGACUACUCCGAAUAUCAACUGCUACCAAACCACCCCCGGCGAAACAAUGGACCAUCAAUUUUACCGGGAGCCGGUGAAAGAUGCCAGCUUUAACAUGGAAUGGACAGGAAUGGACUUCUUUCCGGCAGAACCCUCGGACUCCGGCUUGCUUGAGGAGGUGCUCAACGGGUUCUUCCCAAAACCCACACCGGUAAAAUUUGACCAAUCACCGGCCGGCGGUUCUUUCGGCGGCGACGAGAAAUCUAACAGCAAGUUUGGAGUACUUCAAGGGCAAUUUGGGUAUUCCGGUGGUGGGUUAGAUGAUUCGCAGCAGCAGCCGGUGUCUUUUCAGUUCCAUAAUGACUUUCCGGCGAACUUUCAGGUGUCCCCUGAAACAAUGUUGGGGGACAUGCUUUACCAGUACCAGCAGGACCCUGCAUUGAGUGUGUUCCAUUAUUGCUAAUUACGGAGUAAUUAAUUAAGCUAGGUUCAAAAAUCCUGCAUGAUAUGUUAGAAUUGAAGGCCACCUCUAGCUAUCUAGGUAGCUGCUAGCUUAUUAAACAACUUUAUUUUCUUCGGACUAGUUAAUUUCGCAAGGAGACAACAUGAUGGUUUCUAGUAAAGUUCAGUUUCGUCUUUAAUUCGGAGUAAAUUAAAGUAUCCAAACUGACAACUACUGUAUUCAGGACUGUUUGGAGCCGAG
Cuscuta europaea is the source of this 1335-nucleotide messenger RNA. The record is from the annotation of a GenBank genome assembly. NCBI's taxonomy places the organism in Eukaryota, Viridiplantae, Streptophyta, Magnoliopsida, Solanales, Convolvulaceae.